AUGGGCUCCAUAGACUACGUGAAGCACGCUGCUUGCUACACAAAAUGGCACACGAGCGAUGCGGAGAACAUCGAUAUGGAGCUGACAUCGCCACCGAGCAUGGCUCACGUCAGCCAUCAUCCCAGGAUGUAUCCUCGAGAGCACUGGCUCGCCGGCACCAAAGGCCGAUUAAUCAAGGUGCUGUCAUUGGCCUGCGUCUUCUGUAUCGGCCUUGUGCUCGGCUCGUCGGCUCGACGACCAAUCCAGAGGAACGUAACACUCCAUCAGAGCCACUGUGACCUGCUGCCUCGCGAGCCCUAUCAGAUGAGUGAUAAAAUUUUGAAGAAACUCAUCGAUUCAGUGAGCCGAGAGAACAUCGAAAGCUGGUUGUGGCAGACAACUCGUGAUUUCCACGUAGGCGGAUCGGAUAAAGGCGCAAAACUCGCUCAGAAAAUAAAAGCCACUUGGACGAGUCACGAGAUGAAAAAUGUGCGGGUCGAAAUCUUUAGACCUCUACUGUCGUAUCCCGAUAUGGAGAGAGCCAACGAUGUGAGAUUGACGAAAGGAUCACGCGUUAUCUACCAACUGAAGGCCUCGCACCUCGAGAGCCAGCUCGAGACGCAUCCGUACAUGGCCUAUUCAUCACCGGGAAAAGUUCGAGGCAAGCCAGUGUAUGUAAAUUUCGGACAGUCCGAAGACUUCGAUGUACUGAAAAGCCGAGGAGUCACGCUCAACGGAACCAUUGCUAUCAUGCGCUACGGCAAAGGGCAGACAUUAGCGAAAAUUAAGCGAGCGGAAGAAAACGGCAUCCAGGGUGUUUUGAUCUACGCGGAUCCGUUCGACACGGAAUCCCUCGACACCGAGGUCCCGAGCGGUCCAGCUGUUCCAAGCGACGCCGUCGAACGCGGCAACAUCAAGUCCUUCCCAGGAGACCCGGUGACACCUUUUCUUCCGGCGACCGACGACAUCUACAGAAUGCCAAGGAGUGAUGUCCAGCUGCCUGGAAUUCCAGUGCAGCCCAUAAGCGCCGAGGAUGCGCAACACCUGCUCAGGGGUAUCGGCGGACCUUCGGCCCCCAUCAGAUGGCAAGGCCGCCUCAACCUCUCCUACAACAUCGGCCCCGGGUACAAGGACGCAGCCGAAAUGCAAGUAUUAUGA
Molecule: messenger RNA, 1137 nt
Organism: Galendromus occidentalis (western predatory mite)
Lineage: Eukaryota; Metazoa; Arthropoda; Arachnida; Mesostigmata; Phytoseiidae
Product: N-acetylated-alpha-linked acidic dipeptidase 2-like
Exons: 6
Coding region: 1-1137 (378 amino acids)
Molecular function (GO): carboxypeptidase activity
Source: RefSeq, a predicted model, not a curated record